Molecule: messenger RNA, 2865 nt
Organism: Tachysurus fulvidraco (yellow catfish)
Lineage: Eukaryota; Metazoa; Chordata; Actinopteri; Siluriformes; Bagridae
Gene: kctd9a
Product: potassium channel tetramerization domain containing 9a
Exons: 12
Coding region: 147-1316 (389 amino acids)
Biological process (GO): protein homooligomerization
Molecular function (GO): protein binding
Source: RefSeq, a predicted model, not a curated record
UAAUCGGAAUACAAUGUACUGUAGGUUGUUGCUGUGAGUUUUUUCCCCUCUUGUCUUAAACAGGGAUGAGUUCGCAGUUGUGAACUUCUAGAUCGUAAAAUAAUAAAUCGUCUGUAUUGUCUGAAGUAUUAUAUUUCACGUAAAUAAUGCGAAGGGUCACGCUUUUUGUCAAUGGAUCCUCCAAAAACGGCAAGGUUGUAGCAGUGUAUGGGACUCUGUCUGAUCUCUUAUCUGUUGCCAGCAAUAAACUGGGAAUCAGGGCCACUAGUUUGUACAACGGAAAGGGCGGCCUUAUAGACGACAUCGCCCUGAUCAGGGAUGACGAUGUGUUAUAUGUCUCAGAAGGAGAUGCUUUUGUUGAUCCACAAAGUGACGGAAAAGCUGCUGAAGAUCGCCUAGGUUCCCACAGUGACUGGUUGACUUUAAAUAUCGGCGGGCGGCUCUUCACGACCACACGGAGUACGCUUGUGAGUAAGGAGCCUGACAGCAUGCUGGCUCACAUGUUUAGAGGAAAGGAUGUGUGGGGAAACAAGAGAGAUGACCGAGGCGCUUACCUCAUCGACCGCAGUCCUGAGUACUUCGAGCCCAUCUUGAACUACCUGCGACACGGCCAGUUUAUUGUUAAUGAAGGAAUUAAUUUACUAGGUGUACUGGAAGAAGCCCGUUUCUUUGGCAUCGAGCAGCUCGCUGAGCAGAUAGAAGUUGCCAUUAAGAACUCCCACCCCCCCGAGGACCACUCGCCAAUCUCCCGGAAAGAGUUUGUACGCUUUCUGCUUGCCACGCCCACCAAGUCAGAGCUGCGCUGUCAGGGGCUUAACUUCAGCGGGGCGGAUCUGUCUCGGCUGGACCUGCGUUACAUCAAUUUCAAGAUGGCCAACUUGAGCCGCUGCAACCUCACCUGUGCCAACCUGUGCUGCUCAAACCUGGAGAGAGCCGACCUCUCUGGGGCCAACCUGGAGGGUGCAAACCUGCAGGGCGUCAAGAUGCUGUGCUCUAAUGCCGAAGGCGCCUCACUGAGAGGCUGUAAUUUCGAAGAUCCCUCAGGACUCAAAGCCAACCUGGAAGGUGCCAAUCUGAAGGGGGUGGAUAUGGAGGGCAGUCAGAUGACUGGGAUAAACCUGCGUGUGGCUACGCUGAAGAACGCCAAGCUGAAGAACUGUAACCUGCGAGGGGCAACUCUAGCGGGAACCGAUCUAGAGAACUGCGAUUUAUCCGGCUGCGACCUCCAAGAAGCCAACCUGCGUGGCUCAAACGUGAAAGGAGCCAUCUUCGAGGAGAUGUUAACGCCGCUGCACAUGUCUCAGAGCGUGAGAUAACCGAUCACGAGCGACCCGUCACAGCCGAACGCCAGACGCUCGCGUCGGACCCGUAUGCAAUAUCGGCGUUCCGUGUCCUCACCUCUCAGCUUUACUCUCUCACGUUAGUGCACAUGCAGGGUGUUAAAUCAGCACAGAUCUCUCGUAGGAUUACUACAACACACCCGUCAUCGUCCAUCCUGAACCGUUUGUUAUACCAAACCUAGUUUACCUACGUGUUUUAUUUAUAUUUAUGUCAGAUUUAAUCCACAGUGUUGGCUUCCUGUAUGGUCUGGGGAGACGGAUCCCAAGCUGAUGAAGAUUAGUGAAUGUAUGCGUUUCUUAUUGUCGCGUACAGACGUCACAAAGGCGAACGCAACCAAAUACGUGUUCUGUUCGAGUUUAGAAUUCUGUCGUCUCAAAGCUUCGGGGUGGAAACAGUAGCCUCUUAAGGGGCUUUUAGAUGGGGUUUUUUUUUGUUUGUUUGUUUGUUUUUUAUACGUCUUCAGUCUCAUUCGGUGACAUCCAGCGGAUUUCUCCAAAGCCGAUACACAGAUAUGAAGAGGUUCCUGCUUUGGUGAUUACUGGAAUUGUCCGACUCCGAAAUCUGAAGGAGGAGCCUUUUCUAAAGCUUUUCUGAUUUACCUUAGCAUUUCCGUGCCAUAUCAUGUAUCAUAUAUAUAUGCAUGCCUAAAAAAAAAAGGACAAACGUCUUGCUCUUUACUGUACUGUAUGUACCACAUGUAUGUGAUAAGCUGAUCAGACUAUUUUAAGUAUUAGGUAUAAAAUGACAUAUGCAAUGUAACUGGAUGUUUCUCAGCUCCCUGUUGUGCGUGCGCUUCAAAAAGAAACAGGAUUUGUCUUUUAUCUACCUCCCAUACUGAACUGACUUUUAUGGAUGGACAUUUAGAUUUCUUUCAGUUUGUCAUGAGGAGGAUUCAACAGAUAGAAAUGGGGGACGUCAAAGGGACAAAAGUUAACCAAAAUGCAGUCGUGCCUAACAUAAAUAAAUAAGGCUGUGUAGUUAUACAACCAGUAGCAUGAUCGUGCUGGUUUGAAGUCGUUCAUCGUCUUAACGUUAUCGUUCGUCCUCAAACGUCUCACGAAAAGUGUUCGGCACCAAAAACAGGUUUAAAACGGUGCUUUGCUUUCUCCAGUGCUUCCCUAUGCAGCAGCGUGGCUGUAGUUCUUUAUUCAGCACUUUCAACGUAACAGCCUCCGUUUCAUGUAUCACCUGUACAGUUAAUAGCGACCCAUAUUAUUGCUGCACGGUCAAACACUUGACCGGUUCCUUUAGGAAAUAAUUCCUGACACGAGCUUAAAGCUAACGAUAUAUUCUGUCACUCAGACCUCAUCGUAGGUACUCGUCACAUGAAGGCAAUCAGAAGCAGACCUUUGCGCUUGUAAGCGCAUCGCGAGUUGAUUUAUCAGACCCUUAGGAAGGGCACGGGCUAUUUAUUUCCGUACACAAGCAAUUCUGCGUUUAUGUAGAAUUUAAAAAAAGAGACGUCCUCUUCUGUUCGGCUCGCCGUCACGGAAGCGUCUUACCAUAAAGACUGUUCGAAACAAA